GAUGAGAUGACAAGAGAUAGAGUUGAUAAAAUUAAAUUAUUCAUCUACCCUAUUCUAUCUACUGAAGCAGAGUAAUAAAUAUCGUGGUUAAUAAGUACAUGGAUGUUUAUAGCUUCCAUCAUCUUCAAAUGCAUGUUUUCAUUGUAAAGUUUUUCCUUUCUGUUCAUCAGAUUUUCUACAGUUCUUGAAAACUUCUAGAUAAAAUUUGAAAUGGCCAGGAAACCGUAUCACCUCCGUCAUCAGCCACGUAAAUCUUCAUCGACGACGACGCAGGCUUUCACAGUUAUCAUUCUUACACUCUUCUUCAUCAUGAUUCUUCUAGGUCUCGGUAUCCUUUCACUACCCAGCACUAGCAGGUCCUCUUCAAGCCCGAUUGAUUUGACCACAAUUGUACGGGAUAGCGAGGAGAGGGAGAGUUAUGGAAACGAAGAUGGUAAUGGUGACGGUUGGGUUGAAGUUAUCUCGUGGGAGCCUAGAGCUUUCCUUUAUCACAAUUUCUUGACAAAUGAAGAAUGUGAGCACUUGAUUAGCCUUGCGAAACCUAGCAUGAAAAGGUCAAAGGUGGUCGAUGUGAAAAGUGGAGGGAGCAAAGACAGCAGAGUAAGAACAAGUUCAGGAACGUUUCUUAAAAGAGGGCAAGACGAACUCGUGGAAGAGAUUGAGAACAGGAUCUCAGAUUUCACCUUCAUUCCUGUAGAAAAUGGAGAAGGGCUACAGGUUCUCCAUUACGAAGUUGGGCAGAAAUAUGAGCCUCAUCAUGACUAUUUCUCAGACGAUUACAAUGUCAAAAGAGGAGGGAACCGAAUCGCUACUGUACUCAUGUAUCUCUCGGACGUUGAAGAAGGCGGCGAGACGGUUUUCCCUGCAGCUAAAGGAAACGUUAGUGAUGUCCCUUGGUGGAACGAGCUCUCACAAUGUGGUAAAGAAGGACUCUCUGUUUUACCAAAGAAGAGAGAUGCUUUACUCUUCUGGAGCGCUGGGCCUGACGCGACGCUAGACCCUUCGAGCUUGCAUGGUGGUUGUCCAGUGAUCAAAGGGAACAAGUGGUCAUCAACUAAAUGGUUACACUUUAAUGAGUACACGGCUUAAAUAAAAAGUCGGCUUUUGAAGAGGCUUACAUGAUCAAAUCUAAUCAACAACAUAUACUAGUAUGUGUAUCAUCGUCGAUUUCAUCCUGAUACGUCUCUCAAAAGCUCUCAGCAAAAUGGCGUUCUAGCCUUUAAUCAAGUAAAAACUUAUGU
Molecule: messenger RNA, 1241 nt
Organism: Raphanus sativus (radish)
Lineage: Eukaryota; Viridiplantae; Streptophyta; Magnoliopsida; Brassicales; Brassicaceae
Product: probable prolyl 4-hydroxylase 8
Exons: 8
Coding region: 211-1089 (292 amino acids)
Biological process (GO): peptidyl-proline hydroxylation to 4-hydroxy-L-proline
Cellular component (GO): endoplasmic reticulum
Molecular function (GO): procollagen-proline 4-dioxygenase activity; iron ion binding; L-ascorbic acid binding
Source: RefSeq, a predicted model, not a curated record